Molecule: messenger RNA, 1215 nt
Organism: Engraulis encrasicolus (European anchovy)
Lineage: Eukaryota; Metazoa; Chordata; Actinopteri; Clupeiformes; Engraulidae
Product: endoribonuclease YbeY-like
Exons: 4
Coding region: 483-989 (168 amino acids)
Biological process (GO): rRNA processing
Molecular function (GO): metalloendopeptidase activity
Source: RefSeq, a predicted model, not a curated record
CGUGAGCCCGCUACGACGAAAACAAGUGUAUUUCCGUUUCCUGUCCGUCUUGUUUAGAAUCACGGAAAAUACAUUUUUUCACCGGUCAAGGUCCGUCAGUACAUGAAGACAAACUCGGUAUUGUACCAUCCAAGACAGACAUUAAAUUACAUGUAGCAUGGGAUCGUGUGGACACUGUCACAUGCUAUGAAUGCAUAGUUUUGAGACAGUAGUCUUUGGCGUAAUGUUAGAAAAUAUGCCAUCGGACACUGCAUAGCCACAUCGCUAACUACAGGUAAUGUUAGCCACUAAAGCUAAUGAAUGUCAGAUUCAAUUCCAAGGCACUGGGGCACGGAAGUUGUUCAGUAAACACUAGUAAUGUGCCCGCAUUGUCAUUCAGUAAAAUCGAUUCACGCCGUCUAAUAAUAUCCAUUCCUUUCUGUGAAUCAUUCAUUCAUAUAUCGAUUCUUGUGGAAGACUAACGUCUCUGGUCAUCUGUCGCCAUGGGUGUAGUUAUUCGCAACCUCCAGCACGUGGUGCCUGUGCGCCGAGCAAGACUACGGAAAGAUGUGGAAACGUUAAGACACAUUCUAGGCAUCCAGAAAUUUGAUUUAGGUUUGAUAUGCGUCGACAACUGUAAAAUGCAAAGGAUUAAUAGCAUAUACAGGAAAAAGAACGCAGCAACGGAUGUUUUAUCGUUCCCCUUCUACGAGGAUCUGAGGCCUGGGAAAGUCCCUUGUGGCUUCCACAGAGACGACCUCAAUCUUGGCGACAUAUUUCUUGGAGUGGAGUAUGUGAUGCAACAGUGUAGAAGGACUUCUCAAGAUUUUCAUAGCACGUUAACAGUGGUUACUACUCAUGGGAUUUGUCAUUUACUUGGGUACCGACACGAGACAGACGAAGAAUGGAAAGAGAUGUUCCAAAGAGAAAGCUACAUCUUGACGGAAUUCAAUAGAUUGACCGGGAGUCGGCUAGAACCUCUUUCAAAGAAGUGCUCCGAACAUCAUUGAAGUUUCACAAGAUGAACAUCGCCUCACUCGAAGUGUGGACCAUGAAGUCUGAACCCUAAUGUUGUUGAGAGAGACUUGAUAUGCUACUGCACUACUUUUAUUUUGUACCUCUACGUCAGACUUGAACCAUCGAUGUUUGUCCAGUGCAACAUGGCAUCAGGACCGUGAGGACCGUGCCAAACAUGCUUUAUGCUGCUGAAUGGAUAAUUAAACACAAAAGGACAUA